Colossoma macropomum (tambaqui) is the source of this 3352-nucleotide messenger RNA. Its product is annotated as GTPase IMAP family member 8-like. The transcript is spliced from 6 exons. Gene Ontology annotation, molecular function: GTP binding. Bases 12 to 3146 code for a protein of 1044 amino acids. Lineage: Eukaryota; Metazoa; Chordata; Actinopteri; Characiformes; Serrasalmidae. The record is from RefSeq and is a predicted model, not a curated record.
CAGCAGUACAGAUGACUGGUCAAAUAAAUUACCACUCUGGCGUAGAGCAUUCUCUCUCAGAGCUAAGGAUUGUGCUGCUGGGAUGCAGAAAUGCUGGGAAGAGUUCAGCAGGAAACACCAUCCUGAACAGAGAGGAGUUUGAGUUAAAGAGAACUGCUCAGUGUGUGAAGAGACAGAGAGAAGUAGCAGGGAGACACAUCACUGUGGUUGAAGCUCCAGGAUGGUGGAACAGCACACCUGUAGAGGAGAGCACUGAGUUACUGAAACAGGAGAUUGUACUCAGUGUGUCUCUGUGUCCUCCAGGACCUCACUGUCUGCUACUAGUCAUAUCUACUGCUAUAGCAUUCAAAAAGAGACAUCGAGAGGUUUUAGAGGGAUAUCUUAAGCUUCUUGGCGAUACAGUUUGGAAGAACACUAUAGUGCUGUUCACCUGUGGUGAUUUUCUUUUAGACACACCCAUAGAGCAGCACAUUGAGAGUGGAGGGAAGGAGCUCCAAGAGCUGGUUGAGAAAUGUGGGAACAGGUAUCAUGUUCUCAACAGUAAGAUCUUGAACAGUGAAGGCACAAAGCUGCUGGACAAGAUAAAGGAGAUGGUAGCAGCAAACAGUGGAUGCUAUUUUGACAUAGGCAGAAGGAUUUUACAUGAAGUGGAAGAGGAGAGGAGAGCAGAGGAAGAGAGAACAAUAAAGCAAAUGAUGAAGCACCAGAAACAGAAAGAGCACGUCAGAUCAUGGAUGGGAAUCUCAGGCCAUUUCAGGCACUUGGUAAACACAUCCAUAGAGCAAAACAUUAAUAUUGAAGGGAAGGAGCUUCAGUGGCUGGGUGAGAAAUACAGAUACAGGCAUCAUGUUCUCAACAAUGAGAACAGGAGUGAUGACACUCAGGUCACAGAGCUGCUGGAGAAGAUAGAGGAGAUGGUGGCAGCAAACAGUGGACGCCAUUUUGAAAUGGACAGAAAGAUUCUUCAGGGGGUGGAAGAGAAAAGGAGAGCAGAGGAAGAGAGAGCAAAAGAGAGGAUGAUGAAGGUGCAGAAACACAGAGAAGACCUCAGAUCACACAUGUGUGAUGCCCUCCAUCUUUCAGAUCUGAGGAUUGUGCUGCUAGGGUACAUAUAUUCUGGGAAGAGUUCAGUAGGAAACAUCAUCCUGAACAGAGAGGAGUUUGAGUUAAAGAGAACUGCUCGGUGUGUGAAGAGACAGAGAGAAGUAGCAGGGAGACACAUCACUGUGAUUGAAGCUCCAGGAUGGUUUUGGAAUGAACUUGUUGAUGAGAGCACUGAGUUACUGAAACAGGAGAUUGUACUCAGUGUGUCUCUCUGUCCUCCAGGACCUCAUGCUGUACUGCUGAUUAUACGUGUAGACACUGUGAAUACAAAAGCCAAUAGAAAAAUAUUAGAUGGAUAUUUGGAACUUCUCACUGAUACAGUGUGGAGUCACACUAUAGUGUUGUUCACUUUUGGAGAUUGGCUGGGAGACACACCCAUAGAGCAGCACAUUGAGAGUGAAGUGAAGGAGCUCCAGUGGCUGGUUGAGAAAUGUGGGAACAGAUAUCAUGUUCUCAACAAUGAGAACAGGAGUGAUGACACUCAGGUCACAGAGCUGCUGGAAAAGAUAGAGGAGAUGGUGGCAGCAAACAGUGGACGCCAUUUUGAAGUAGACAGAAAGAUUCUACAGGAGGUGGAAGAGAAGAGGAGAGCAGAGGAAGAGAGAGCUAAAGAGAGGAUGAUGAAGGUGCAGAAGCAGAGAAAAGAACUUAGAUCACACACGUGUGACACCUACCAUCUCUCAGAGCUGAGGAUCGUGCUGCUGGGGUGCAGAUAUGCUGGCAAGAGCUCGGUAGGAAACACCAUCCUAAAGAGAGAGGAGUUUGAGUUAAAGACAACUGCUCAGUGUGUGAAGAGACAGGGAGACGUUGCAGGGAGACACAUCACUGUGGUUGAAGCUCCAGGAUGGUGGAUUAAUAGACCUGUAGAGGAGAGCGCUGAGUUACUGAAACAGGAGAUUGUGCUCUGUGUGUCUCUCUGUCCUCCAGGCCCGAAUGCUGUACUACUGACCAUACGUGUGGACACAAUGUUUAAUAGGAAUGGGAGAAAAAUAAUAGAAGGAUACUUAAAACUUUUCACUGAGAGAGUGUGGCAUCACACUCUAGUGUUGUUCACCUUUGGAGACUUUCUGUUAGACACACCCAUAGAACAGUACAUUGAGAGUGAAGUGAAGGAGCUCCAGUGGCUGGUUGAGAAAUGUGGGAACAGGUAUCAUGUUCUCAACAAUGAGAACAGGAGUGAUGACACUCAGGUCACAGAGCUGCUGGAGAAGAUAGAGGAGAUGGUGGCAGCAAACAGUGGAUGCCAUUUUGAAUUGGAUAGAACUGUUCUACUUGAUUUGGUAAAUAAAAGGGCAGCAGAAAAAAGGAGAGCAAAAGAAAGGAUGAUGAAGGUGCAAAACAAAAGAGAAGACCUUAGAUCACACAUGUGUCACUCACACUGUCUCUCAGAGCUAAGGAUUGUGCUGCUGGGGUACAGAAACGCUGGGAAGAGUUCAGCAGGAAACACCAUCCUGAACAGAGAGGAGUUUGAGUUAAAGAGAACUGCUCAGUGUGUGAAGAGACAGAGAGAAGUAGCAGGGAGACACAUCACUGUGAUUGAAGCUCCAGGAUGGUGGAAGAAUGAACCUGUGGAGGAGAACACUGAGUUACUGAAACAGGAGAUUGUGCUCAGUGUGUCUCUGUGUCCUCCAGGACCUCACGCUAUACUACUGACCCUACGUGUGGAUACCAUAUUUAAAGAGAGGGAGAGAACAGUAUUAGAAGGGCACUUAAAGCAUCUCACUGAGAGUGAAUGGAGUUAUACUAUUCUGCUGUUCACCUUUGGAGACUGUCUGGGAGACAAAACCAUAGAGCAACACAUUGAGAGUGAAGGUAAGGAUCUCCAGUGGCUGGUUGAGAAAUGUGGGAACAGGUAUCAUGUUCUUAACAAUGAGAACAGGAGUGAUGACACUCAGGUCACAGAGCUGCUGGAGAAGAUAGAGGAGAUGGUGGCAGCAAACAGUGGAUGCCAUUUUGAAAUGGACAGACAGAUUCUACAGGAGGUGGAAGAGGAGAACAGAGAAGACCUUAGAUCACAUGCGUGUAAGUCAUCUCAUGAAUAAAUUCAGUGUUUGGUUAACUUUCACAGUUAGAAUAUGAAUGUGAUGUACAUCAGUGUGAAGAGUAAAAUUCUUGAAUGUAAUCAAGAGGAGAAUUGUUGUCGUUUUUCAGGAGGCCAGUUUCAGACAGACAUCCUGAUCAGCAGUCUGAACUUACUAUCCAAGUGCAUGUCUGUAAAGUCAUACACUAUAUUGCCAAAAGUAUUCAC